CGUAGAAAAAGUUUUCAUCAACAGCCGCCAUUUUGCGCUGGAGAGACUGAGAAGUAUUUCGGAAUUUGUCGUGUAAAUUUUCUGUUUUUUCUUACAUCAUUUAUCAUAAACUUUACCAUUCCGUAUAUUUUAAAGUGUUAAGUGAAAUCGCGUAGUUAGAUCGGUAAAAUAAGGUCUAUUAAGUAGCGAAAUCUGGUGAUAUUGUUUUCAUUUAUUGUGCUAGUUCCGUCGGAAGAUGGUGAGAGGGUCUGUGUAGCUCUUCGCUUCGGAGCUUUGUAAUGGCGAAUACUUGAGUGAGAAAUUUUAAUAUGUGCCUUCAUUGGUUUGGACGACAUCGAACGAUCGGGAUGUGGGUGAAUUACGUUGUGAUGGAUGACAAAUCGCUCUAAAAUGUUAAUUCUUGAAGAUAUAAGACAUAAAAGUGUUAUUUGAAUCGGCGGGCCGAAAUAUUCACGACGGCUUACGUUUAGUAAACAGAGCCAUGGCCGAUCAUCAUGUGGACGAGCCGCCUAAUAAGCGGGCAAAGAUGAUCCGGGACCCUUUCCAGGGUCCCUCUGACACCGGAGAUUCUGGGUUCUCCAACCUGGACAUGUUUGACCUGGAGAAAGAUCUUCCUGAUGAGUUGAUGGGUUCCUGGGGAGAACAGCCCGGUGUAGCAGGGCCCAAGCCACCGGCGCAGGGACCCGGCCCUGGGGGGCAACAACAGCUAAAUGGAGAUGACCCUACAGCUGCCAUGCAGAGACAAAUAAACAAUCAUCUUAUGCAACAAGUCUUUUCACAGGGCAACAAGAGUGGUUUAGUUGGCCACAACAACCCAUUGGGGUUGAGUCUAGGUAGUAAAAGUCCUAAUUUGCAGUCGCCGCCUAACGUGUCUGUUUCUAAGGACCUCAUGGGCAAUAUGCAUCAGCAACUUAUACCAAAUACAAGCCAUCCAAACCAGUUGCAUUCAUCCAUGCCGAUGAGUUCCAUUCAAGGUGGGAUGAACGUGGCGAGCGUGGGCAACAUGGUGGUGACGAAUAGCAGCAUGUCCGGGCCCGGCAUGCUGGGCGGCGGCAUCAUUAACAACGUCAACAAGCAGCUGCCGACGCUCAUGGCGAACAGCCACCACGCGGCGCACGCGGGGCACGCCGCGUCGCAACACCACCCGCACGCGCAAGCAAUGCAGAACGGCCCUCUCGCCGGGCGAGUGGGGGGCGUCGGUGGAGUGGGCGUGGGCGUCGGCGUAGGUGUGGGCAUGCAGGCGCCCACCAUGCGCACGGGGCUGGCGCACGCCGCGCACGCAGCGCACGCGGCGCACAACACGCACGUGGGGCACGGCCACACGCGCAUGGGUGCGCCGGGCGGCGGCGGACACCCCCUGGCGCCCUACCACCCCGCCUACGGCCAGCCAGCGGCGGGCGGUGCGGCGCAACGCGCGGCCGGCGUACGGUUCGGGCCCCCUCCCGAAGCUGGCGGCGGCGCGGCGCAGGCCGUACCGCCCGCCCCUUCCCCUCAAACCCCGGGCGCGCCCGCUGGCGGACAGUCGCAGCCGCAAGCGGCGACGCAGAGCGCGGCGGGCGCGGCGCCGCAGCCGGGCUCGGGCUCCAUCGCCGACCCGGAGAAGCGCAAACUCAUCCAGCAACAACUGGUGCUGUUGCUGCACGCGCACAAGUGCCAGCGCCGCGAGUCGCAGUCCAACGGCGAGACGUGGCAGUGCACGCUGCCGCACUGCAAGACCAUGAAGACCGUGCUCAACCACAUGAUGUCCUGUCAGGCGGGGAAGAACUGUGCGGUACCUCAUUGUUCAUCGUCGCGACAAAUAAUCAACCAUUGGAAGCAUUGUAACAAGAAUGACUGUCCCGUCUGCUUACCUCUCAAACAAGCGGACCGGACUAGAACAAACACUAUGAACCCGGCCGCGGUGUCCCACUCGACGCCGGGCGUGGGGUCGGUGGGCGGGGUGGGCGCGGCGGGCGGCGGCGUGGGCUCCGUCAGCGUCAACGUGGCGGCCGCGCCCGCACCCAACGCCCUCCCGUCCGUUAACCCACUGGCAGGAGGCGUUACAGCGACGGCAGCACCCACGGGCAACUCCGUCGGCAGUGUGGGCGCGGUAAGCUCCGUGGGCGGCGUGGGCGGCGUGAGCACCGUGGGCGGCGGUGCUGACAUGAAGCGAGCGUAUGAGGCUCUGGGCAUUACGUGUCCAACGUCAGUAGCGGGGAUGGUGGGCGGUUUCGCGAGAGCGCCUUUCACCCGCCUGCCCACGCCGAGGCCGCCCGGGCUGUCGGACGUGUUGCCGCAGCAACAGACCAUGCAGCAGCUAUUCACGCACCAGCAGCAAUCUGACCUGCAGCAGCAGUCGCAACAGCAGCAGCAGCUGAUGAGUGCAGGCACACUGCAACUGCCGGGACAAGUCACCGCCAACCCUGUGUCCGGGACGAAAGAGUGGCACCAGUCUAUAACACCCGAUCUCAGAAACCACCUUGUUCAUAAACUGGUUCAAGCUAUCUUUCCGACGCCGGACCCGACAGCAAUGCAAGACAAACGAAUGCACAACCUAGUAGCAUACGCGAAAAAAGUUGAGGGCGAUAUGUACGAGAUGGCGAGCACGCGCUCCGAAUACUAUCACUUACUCGCAGAGAAGAUAUACAAAAUACAGAAGGAGUUAGAAGAGAAACGGCAGAAGAGAAAAGAGCAGCAGUUGCAAGCGCAGCAGGCGCAACAACAGCAGCAACAACAACAGCAACAAAACCAGUUGCAGCAACAACAACAACCCGGCGUGCUAGGCGGAAGUGCUGUGAUGAACGUGCGGGCAAACGUGCCCGGCGUGGGGGUUGUGGGGGGUGUGGGCAGUGUGGGCGUGGGUGUGGGGCGGCCCAAUCUACCCACGCAGCCCGGACUUCCGGCGAUGCGCAUCCCCUCGCCUGGCAUGCCACUGACGAUGCAGGGCAACCGCAUGACAUAUCAACCUAAUCUCGUCGGCCCACCUGGACCUAGCCCCAAUCAGCAUUGUAUACAGAUGCCGCACACGCCGAACGGAGGCAGCGUGGGCAGCGUCGGUGGCGUGGGCAGCGUGGGCAAUCCGGGCAUGUCGCCGUUCGGGCAGCCGAUGACGUCCCCCGCGCCUCAGUACCCGCUCACGAGCAAUGGGCCCCCGCUCGCGUCUCCGGGGCUCAGUGCGGCGGAUAUCAAACGCAGCGUAGCCAGCCCGUUCAUGAACCACUCGGGGGCGUUUCGGGGGGACACCAGCGGUGCGUCCCCAGCGGGGGGCGGAGCGGCAACGCCGGCCACGCCCCUCGCGCACGCCAGCCCCGCGCCUGACGUCCGGCCGUCGUCGCGCCCGCCCUCCGUAGCAGCAACAGUCUCCGCGCAAAUGGCCGCACUGAACGCAGCCGCGGAUGACAGUCCGCCCGACAUAAAACGGGAGACGGACGACAUACGUAUCAAAGAUGAACAAGAAGAAGACUGCGGUGGAAAAGGCAUGCGUGACGAAACUGCUGACAAGGACGUGGUCGACCGCUUCGAAAGGCCCGACCCGUUCAUCAAGCAAGAAAUCAAACAAGAAUUACAAGAAAUCAAGAGAGAAAUAAAAGAGGAAACCACGGAGACCACUACAGCGGAUGGGACCGACCGGGGUCCAAAGAAGAUGUUUGUGUUCAAACCCGAAGAGUUGCGGCAAGCGUUACUGCCAACGUUAGAAAAGCUGUUUAGACUAGAUCCAGAAUCAUUACCGUUUAGACAGCCCGUCGAUGCAACGGCGCUGGGCAUCCCGGAUUACUUCGAUAUAGUUACAAGGCCCAUAGACCUGUCGACGAUAAAGUCCAACCUAGACCGUGGCCACUAUAAGGACCCGUGGGCGUACGUCGACGAUGUUUGGUUAAUGUUCGAGAACGCGUGGCUAUACAAUCGGAAGAAUUCGCGCGUCUACAGAUAUUGCACUAAGUUGUCGGAGGUGUUCGAGGUGGAGAUCGACCCGGUGAUGCAGAGCCUCGGCUACUGCUGCGGGCGGAAGUACACCUUCAACCCGCAGGUGCUGUGCUGCUACGGCAAGCAGCUGUGCACCAUCCCCCGCGACGCCAAGUACUUCAGCUUUCAGAACAGUCUAAAAGCGUAUGGGGUUGUGUCCGAUAGAUACACCUUCUGCCAGAAAUGCUUCAACGACAUCCAGGGCGACACCGUGACGCUCGGCGACGACCCGUUGCAGCCGCAGACAAUAAUAAAAAAGGAUCAAUUCAAAGAGAUGAAGAACGAUCAUUUGGAGCAGGAACCGUUUGUAGACUGCUUGGACUGUGGGAGGAAGCAACAUCAAAUAUGUGUACUGCACCACGACCAAAUAUGGCCCAUAGGCUUUUGCUGUGAUAACUGUCUGAAGAAGAAGGGAGCUAAGCGGAAAGAAAACAAAUUUAGUGCUAAGAAACUGCCCACUUCGAAGCUUGGCAUUUAUAUUGAGACGAGAGUUAAUAAUUUCCUUAAGAAAAAAGAGGCUGGCGCGGGUGAUGUGCAUAUAAGGGUGGUUGCAUCGUCUGACAAGAUUGUGGAAGUUAAACCUGGCAUGAGAACGAGAUUUGUAGAGUCAAGAGAGUUAUGCGCUGAAUUCCCGUAUCGGGCUAAGGCGUUAUUUGCAUUUGAGGAGGUUGAUGGCACUGAUAUUUGUUUCUUUGGGAUGCAUGUGCAAGAGUAUGGUAGUGAGAGUCCUUCGCCAAACACGAGGCGUGUAUAUAUAGCAUAUUUAGAUUCUGUACAUUUCUUCCAACCGAGGCAAUAUAGGACGGCCGUGUAUCACGAGAUUUUAUUAGGAUAUUUGGAUUACGCUAAGCAAUUAGGCUAUACGAUGGCGCAUAUUUGGGCCUGCCCGCCUUCCGAGGGCGACGACUACAUAUUCCACUGCCAUCCGCCCGAACAGAAGAUUCCUAAGCCUAAGAGGCUACAGGAAUGGUAUAAAAAAAUGUUAGAUAAAGGUAUAAUAGAGAGGAUAAUAUUAGAUUACAAAGACAUUCUUAAGCAAGCUAUAGAGGAUAAUAUAUUGUCUGCGGCGGAGCUGCCUUACUUUGAAGGAGACUUUUGGCCCAAUGUACUGGAAGAAUCCAUCAAGGAACUGGACCAAGAGGAAGAAGAAAAGAGAAAGCAAGCCGAAGCCGCCGAGGCAGUGAUAUUCCAGUCAUCCGAGGAAAACGAACAAGGCCCCGACGGCAAGAAGAAAGGCCAGAAGAAGGCGAAGAAAUCGAACAAAUCCAAAGCCGCCCAGAGAAAGAACAGCAAGAAGCAGAGCGACCAGCAACAGGGCAGUGAUCUCAGUGCAAAGAUAUUUGCCACCAUGGAAAAGCACAAGGAGGUGUUCUUCGUUAUAAGGCUACAUUCCGCGCAGUCUGCCGCUAGUUUAGCUCCCAUCCAAGACCCCGACCCGCUGUCCAACUGCGACCUGAUGGACGGGCGGGACGCGUUCCUGACGAUGGCGCGCGACCGCCACUACGAGUUCUCGUCCACGCGGCGCGCGCGCUUCUCCACGCUGUGCAUGCUGUACGAGCUGCACAACCAGGGCCAGGACAAGUUCGUGUACACGUGCAACAGCUGCAAGUCGAGCGUGGAGACGCGCUACCACUGCACCGUGUGCGACGACUUCGACCUCUGCUGCCCGUGCUACGACAAGGAGGGCCAUCCGCACAAGAUGGAGAAGCUCGGCCUCGACCUGGACGUGGGCUCCUCGCCGGGCGACAUGAAGCAGGCCAACCCGCAGGAGGCGCGCAAGCUGUCCAUCCAGCGCUGCAUCCAGUCGCUGGUGCACGCGUGCCAGUGCCGCGACGCCAACUGCCGCCUGCCCUCGUGCCAGAAGAUGAAGCGCGUGGUCACGCACACCAAGAUCUGCAAGCGCAAGACCAAGGGCGUGUGCCCCAUCUGCAAGCAGCUCAUCGCGCUGUGCUGCUACCACGCAAAGCACUGCCAGGAGACCAAGUGCUCCGUGCCCUUCUGCAGCAGCAUCAAGCAGAAGCUGAUGCAGCAGCAGGUGCAGCAGCGCGUGCAGCAACAGCAGCUGCUGCGCCGGCGCAUGGCGGCCAUGAACACCAACACGCGCGCCGGGCCCGCCUCCGCGCCCUCGCCGCCGCCCGCGCCCGCGCUCGCCUCGCCGCCGCCCGCCAAGCCCACCGCGCACGCGCUGCCGCACAACGUGCAGAAGGCGCUGCAGCAGGUACAAGAAGAGGCGGCGCGACAGCAGGCGCCCUCUUACGGCAAGCAAGCAGCUAUGGGUCCACCUGUGGUCGGCUCUGUCGGUGUGGGAGUGGGAGUGGGGGUGGGCGUGGGCCCUCGCGGCGGCGAGUGGGGCGCGCGCUACCGGGCGCCGCCCCCGCUGCACCACGCGCACCACCGCCUGCCGCACCACGCACAGCACCAACAGCUGCACCCGCAGCACCCGCAGCACGCGCCGCAGCAGAUACAGCAACAGCGGGCGGUGGUGCCGCCGCAGCAGCAGCCCGCGGCGCCGAUGCACCAGAAGGCGUUACAGCAGCUGAUGGCCACCCUUCGGUCGCCCACCAGCCACAACCAGCAGCAAGAGAUCCUGCAGAUCCUCAAAUCCAACCCACCGCUCAUGGCCGCCUUCAUCAAACAGAGAGCACAGAAUGCCCAAAACCAGCAACAGGCCGGUGGCGGCGUCCCCGUUGGCAACGUCGGCGUGGGCAACGUGGGCGUGGGCGGCGUGGGCAACGUGAACGUGGGGCUGGGCGGCGUACAGCAGCAGCCGCAGCAGCUCCAGCACAUGAUGCAGCCGCAGCAACAGCGGCUGCAGCAGAUGCACCAGAUGCUGCCCCAACAGUCACAGGUGGGAGGCGUGUCCGGAGUGGGCGGCGUGCCCGGCGUGGGGCUGGGCGUGAGCGGCAUCGCGGGCGGCGCGCCGGCGUGGUACAAGCCGGGCGGCGGGCCGGCGGGCGGCGUGGGCGCCGUGGGCGGCAUGAUGGGCAUGCGCGGCGCGUACGCGGGCGGCGCGGCGCCGCGGCUGGCCACGCGCUACUUCCCGGGCAGCGGAGUGGGCGCGGUGGGCGGCGUGGCCGUGCUGCAGCGCUCGCCGCCCGCCACGCCGUCGCCGCGCCCGCCCACGCCGUCGGAGCUGCUCAUGAUGCGCCAGUCGCCCGCGCCGCCCGCGCCGCACGCGCCCGACGAGCAGCUGCCGCCCAUGACGCCGCAGGACCAGCUCACGAAGUUCGUGGAGCAGUUGUAGUGUACAUAGUCGAGGCGCGCCCGGUCGCCCUGUAAAAUAUAAGCUAUCGCGGCCCGCGCCGCCCCGAGCGCCCCGCCCCUCCCCCGCACUAUUUAUUGUCUGGUCGAUGGUACCGCUAGCGACGCGAAGGACCUAUUAGUAUUACGAUGAACGAAUCGAGCGCUCAAUGUACAAAUGUAAAUAUGAGAAGAGUACAUCCUGUCCGCUUUUGCGUAAUGUAAGUUGUUCGUAGUGUAGGUACAUUAAGUAUGAUACUUAUUCUGUUUAUUGUAAUUAAAUCAUUUUAUAAUAUAAUUAUGUGAUGAUUAUAAAA
Messenger RNA from Pararge aegeria (speckled wood butterfly), 7499 nucleotides. It is a transcript of the gene nej, whose product is annotated as CREB-binding protein. Bases 482 to 7186 code for a protein of 2234 amino acids. Gene Ontology annotation, cellular component: transcription regulator complex; histone acetyltransferase complex; nucleus. NCBI's taxonomy places the organism in Eukaryota, Metazoa, Arthropoda, Insecta, Lepidoptera, Nymphalidae. The transcript has 24 exons. Gene Ontology annotation, molecular function: transcription coactivator activity; protein binding; histone acetyltransferase activity. Gene Ontology annotation, biological process: positive regulation of transcription by RNA polymerase II. The record is from RefSeq and is a predicted model, not a curated record.